UUUUCUUAAUUGUUGUCUUUGAAAAUACAUAAAGAAAAGAAACAGUCACAAGUCACAAACAAUUGCACAGACUAAGCCCAAGUUCCCUCUUUUCCGGUCAAACUAAGCAAAAGAGAAGAAGAUGGGUUCUGUAGCAAAGAAUGGACUCAACAAUUACGUCAAACAGCUCCAAGAACAUCCUUUGAGAACAAAGGUAAUUACUGCAGGGGUGUUGUCAGGGAUCAGUGAUAUAGUAUCUCAGAAGCUUACUGGGAUACAGAAAAUUCAAUUCAAAAGAGUACUUCUUAAAGUGAUUCUUGGAGCUGGUUAUCUUGGACCGUUUGGACACUACUUUCAUAUAGCACUGGAAAAGAUUUUCAAAGGAAAGAAAGAUUCGAAAACGGUGGCCAAGAAGGUUCUGAUUGAACAGUUGACAUCUUCUCCUUUGAACAAUUUGAUUUUCAUGAUAUACUUCGGAUUAGUUAUUGAAGGCCAACCUUGGGCGAAUGUGAAAGCUAGAGUGAGGAAGGGUUAUCCAUCAGUGCAAUACGCAUCAUGGAUGUUCUGGCCUGUUGUGGGGGUGAUAAAUUACAAAUUCAUGCCUCUUCAUUUCCGCGUUGUUUUCCACAGCUUAGUAGCAUUUUGCUGGGGAAUAUUCUUGAACCUUCGAGCACGGUCUGUGGCAUUGAUUAAACCCUGAAGAAAAUGAGAUUCUGAUUUAUAGCCUUCAAAUUAAGUAGAUCCUCCUGCUUAUUACUCCUUUAGAAGUUUGUUUUGUCCUUAUUUUCAAUGUGUGUGUGUGUGUGUGUAUGAAUUGUCGACGAAUAUUUGAGAUAAAGUAGUAAUUAAGCAAGAUAGGUUUCAUUGUUUAUGGCAACUUUGUAUAUUAGAGAAUACAUUUUUAGAAAGUAAUUUUCUGAGUAAUGUAAUAAUUUCUCAAACUUUGGAUGUUUGAGCUUAUUUCUUCACAUACA
This is a messenger RNA of Trifolium pratense (red clover), 953 nucleotides long. RefSeq names its product peroxisomal membrane protein PMP22. NCBI's taxonomy places the organism in Eukaryota, Viridiplantae, Streptophyta, Magnoliopsida, Fabales, Fabaceae. The coding region runs from base 122 to 679 and encodes 185 amino acids. The record is from RefSeq and is a predicted model, not a curated record. The transcript is spliced from 7 exons. Gene Ontology annotation, cellular component: membrane; cytoplasm.